Teleopsis dalmanni is the source of this 2908-nucleotide messenger RNA. RefSeq lists its product as uncharacterized. The record is from RefSeq and is a predicted model, not a curated record. Lineage: Eukaryota; Metazoa; Arthropoda; Insecta; Diptera; Diopsidae. The coding region runs from base 402 to 2747 and encodes 781 amino acids. The transcript is spliced from 4 exons.
ACUAAAUUUUGACGAAAUUGAAGAAAAUACUGAAAUGUGCAGAUAAGAUAGUUAUAUAGUUAUUAAAUUUAGUGUUUCUUUGGGUAAACUAAAUUCAAACUAAAUUGGUGCUACUAUCAUUCUGGAAUUCUUAUAAGCUAUUUAAGAAACCAGUAUUUUAGCGGUGUGCGAGUGGAACUAAAUUUUGACGAAAUUGAAGAAAAUACUAAAGUGUGCAAAUAGGAUAGUAAUAAUUCAAUUUAGUGCAUAUUUGUGUGAACUAAAUUCAAACUAAAUUGGUACUACUACCAUUCUGGAACUCUUAUAAGCUAUUUAGAUAACCAGUAUCAAAAUUUUUCUGUCCCAUGUUGGGUUAUUUAAAAAUCGCAUUUUGCAUUUUUGGAAAUUGAAUUAACAAAAUCAUGUGGAUGAGCAAAGUUUACAAACUCAUCAAUACACCAGCUGUUCAACAGGCCAUAACUGCUAAAAAUGAUGCCGUAAAGAAGUUCAUAUUACAGAAGUUACAGACUAAACCUCUACAUUCCUCCGAUGAAUAUGGUUUGAAGGCAGGAAAUGCUACAAACAAAAAAAUUGAUUUGGUAGAAGCUGCUAAGGCUUUGAAACGUGAGUACCCUGAAAAGACAUGUACUAAUGAUGCGUCUGCUGUUAGCCAUGUAAGUAUGGGAAGUGGUGAAAAAUCAAAAUGCGAUCAGGAACUCAAAUUAGCUUCAAAAGAACACAAAAAACAUUUUGAAAAGUGGAACCGCUACCAUUUGGUAGAAGCUGCUAAGGCUUUGAAACGUGAGUACCCCGAAAAGACAUGUACUAAUGAUGCGUCUGCUGUUAGUCAUGCAAGUAUGGGAAGUAGUGAAAAAUUAAAAUGCGAUCAGGAUCUCAUAUUAGCUUUAAAAGAACACAAAGAACAUUUUGAAAAGUGGAACCGCUACCAUUUGGUGAAAGCUGCUAAGGCUUUGAAACGUGAGUACCCUGAAAAGACGUGUUCUAAUCAUACUUCUGCUGUUAGCCAUGCAAUUAUGGGAAAUGGUGAAAAAUCUAAAUGUGAUCCGAAUCUCAUAUCGGCUUUAAAAGAACACAAAGAACAUUUUGAAAAGUGGAACCGCUACCAUUUGGCGGAAGCUGCUAAGGCUUUUAAACUUCAGUACCCUGAAAAGACGUGUUCUAAUCAUACUUCUGCUGUUCGCCAUGCAAGUAUGGGAAAUGGUGAAACUUCAAAAUGCGAUCCGAAUCUCAUAUCGGCUUUAAAAGAACACAAAGAACAUUUUGAAAAGUGGAACCGCUACCAUUUGGCGAAAGCUGCUAAGGCUUUGAAACGUGAGUACCCUGAAAAUACGUGUUCUAAUCAUACUUCUGCUGUUCGCCAUGCAAGUAUGGGAAAUGGUGAAACUUCAAAAUGCGAUCCGAAUCUCAUAUCGGUUUUAAAUGAACACAAAGAACAUUUUGAGAAGUGGAACCGCUACCAUUUGGCGGAAGCUGCUAAGGCUUUGAAACAUGAGUACCCUGAAAAGACGUGUUCUAAUUAUACUUCUGCUGUUCGCCAUGCAAGUAUGGGAAAUGGUGAAACUUCAAAAUGCGAUCCGAAUCUCAUAUCGGCUUUAAAUGAACACAAAGAACAUUUUGAAAAGUGGAACCGCUACCAUUUGGUGAAAGCUGCUAAGGCUUUGAAACGUGAGUACCCUGAAAAGACGUGUUCUAAUCAUAUUUCUGCUGUUAGCCAUGCAAGUACGGGAAAUGGUGAGGAAUCGAAAUGCGAUCCGGAUCUCAUAUCUGCUUUAAAUGAACACAAAGAACAUUUUGAAAAGUACCAACACCAACUUUUGAUGAAAGCUGCUAAGGCUUUAAAACGUGAGUACCCUGAAAAGGCGUGUUCUAAUCAUACUUCUACUGUAAGCCAUGCAAGUAUGGGAAAUGGUGAAGAGUCAAAAUAUGAUCCAAAUCUCAUAUCGGCUUUAAAAGAACACAAAGAUCAUUUUGAAAAAUGCAAGGCUAUGCAUCAAUAUGAUGUUGUUAACCUAACAAGUGUCAUGAGUGCUAAGACUUUGAAGUACUAUUCAGAUCUCAUGUUAGAUGCCCAAAAACAACAAGGCGAUUUGGAACAUGUCGAUGAUAAGCUUCCGUAUCCAACAAAAAAUGUCUAUAUCGACCCAAAGCCGAAUAGAUCCCCAUCAAAAGAUAGACAAAUACAUUCUGUUAAGAAAAUACGUAAUAGACGUUUGCGAAAGAAACCCGCUUCCAAAUGCGUAGCUGCUUCUAUUCGCGAACCUGACCGAAAUAUGUUUUCCAGCGAACAUGGCAAUAAUUCACGCCCGGUUGCUAUGAGCAAGCACAGAGUACCGAUGUCAAUAUAUCGAAAGUAUUCAGAUGAUAGAGAUAAUAAAAUAGAGAUUAAAGACAUCAUAUGGGAGAAGUACAUGUCGGAAGAUGAUGAUGAUGAAGACGAUCAGUCUGAUUGUAUACCAACAAGAUAUGUUUCUGUUUCAGGGGAAUGUCGAAUUGCGCCAAUUGAUGUCGAUGCUUGGGAAGAUAUGGAGGAAGCUUACCAGGGAACACUUCACACAAAGCCUUAUGCAGACAAUCCUUUUGAAUAUCCUCCACCGCCGAAAAAUCGUACUGGAGAAUACAAGUUUAGAGGCGUUACAGUCAUUCUUCCAAAAUCGUGGCUAACACCAGGACUAUACCGUUAUCGUUAUGAGCAGAGAGACAAGGAUGAACUGGCUGAUGAUAUUCGCAUUAUUAAAUUUCCAAAGUAAAUCAAGAUUUAAUGUGAACAAAUGAGUAAAAAUUUAUUCUGAAGAUAGGUUUUAUUUGGUUUUGCAAUUCUUAAACUAAUCAUCCAGUUAACGUCUACACUUUAAAUUGUUAUGGGUAAAAAAUAUAUUUUACAACUUUUUUUGGUAAUUAAAUUUUUGGC